ACCCCUCACGCGGCGUGCGCCUCGACAGUGUUCAAGAAAGAUGCUGCCGCUCGCUCGCGGCUGCUUUGCCCCAACUGCCAGCCAUUGGUCGAUAAACGCCGCUGACGUCAGUCCGACGACCACCAAUGCCUACCGCGCCGCCUUACAUAACGCGAGAGGAUGGGACCCGAGAGGGGCCCCGCGCGCCGCUCAGGGGAGGCCUCCGUCGGUGAGUCAGCUGGUGCGCCCGACCUCGACGUGACCCGAGGGGCGCACCACCCCUUCUCAAAGGGUUGACACGACAAGAGCCGGCUCCCGUGGGACCAACUUGGAAAAUAAGGGAUUCUCGGCUAGGGCACGCAGUGGAUUUCCAACCCGGAAGUCGAGGACACCCUCGAAGGCACUCAUGAUGCGCAUCUACGUACUACGGUCCGAGAGCUUCAGGAUUUGCCGCCUCGACUCCCAAUGCUACCGGACGGGGCAGCGGCUGGAAUCAUACAUCAACUUCGCGGCGGCGGGACAAAGUUUCUUCUUGACGGACUAUUUUCGAGCGCACCUCCGCAGCCUUCUACGAGACGCACAGGUCUUUUCUACUUCCAACCCGACUGCUCUCGAGUCCCUGUUGGACGAGACCCGAGAGGUGGUAGUCGCUCACCUGGCACGCAUCUCCUACUCCGCUCAGCUCCUUCUGACUCUGUUUGACACACUCGUAUCUGUCCUUGACGCGGGCCAACCCAACAUCGGCCGCAACCUCGCCCGUCAAUUCCUCGCCAGGCUCCAGACAUUCUGCGAAUUGUUGAGUCCGUACCUUGCCUUCCUCCAGGCCGAAUUGGACACAGCUCAAGCGGCAUUGCCUCCCGAUGUCCAGUUUUCCCCCCCCUCAUCGGAGGAUGAAUGGGAGCCCGACGAAUACGUGGCCACACUGCCCCUCUCGCCUCCGUCCUCCGAUCUCGAGGACUGGUGAAAUGUGUCCUGCUGUCCUGCCGUUCCGCCGUCCAGCCGCCGCUCCGCCGCCACAUCCCACCAUCAGACGUGACGCCGUUGUCCUUCGGCCGAAGACUAAACCAACGUGUAGGACACUCAGUGCGUCGAUUUAUCCCUUUUUGAUUUUUUGUUAAUUUGCAUUCUCUGUAUUUAACUUUAGUUCGGUGCUCUUAUUUCCUUCCUUAUUUUUGGUAAUUUAGUCUCCUUUUAUUACCCUGACGUCUCUCGCUCUCCAGUAUUUAAAUUUUGCUCGAAGUCCCUAAUUUUUUUUCUCUCUCUCCGUCUAUUUGACCAUCGCUAUUUUUUUAUUCCCUUUGUUAUUUUUUUUUUACUUUGCAUUUUAUUUUUACAUGGUCAACAUUCCUUUUUAUCUAAUUUUUUUUUAUUUUUAUUUAUUUCUUUAAUUUUUUCCGAAUUUAUUUUGUACUCAGGGCUGGACACCCUGUCGCACACCUCUUCCUUCCCGUCAAUGGAAUUUUUCCGUGUUCCCCUUUUUCUCGAAUUACGUUCUUUUCCGCUAUUCCUGUUUCGGUUGUGGUGCGGGCUCCAACCCCUUUUAUAUUCCGGCUAACACACCCCAAAACCCUUUCGAUCCAUAUGUUCGUUUUGGACUGAGGUCCUCUCGCUUUGUGCAAGGGCUCGUAAACGAGCGCGGCUGACCACCGCUGUGGGCUUCCUCUACCCACGACUUUGCUCCCCUUGGCACAAUUACGAGGGUCCGCCAGUCCAGUCGGAUAUCAAAAAUUUUGCUUAUACAAAAAAAAAAUUUUUUUUUUCCACAACACUAUUUACACAUUCGUCCCAAACAAAAUAAAACUAAAAUUUUAAAUUCCCCAAAUAAGCCGGGGGGAGGGGGUGGGUACCUCACCCCAACUAAUCGGUU
Messenger RNA from Neocloeon triangulifer, 1846 nucleotides. RefSeq lists its product as uncharacterized. NCBI's taxonomy places the organism in Eukaryota, Metazoa, Arthropoda, Insecta, Ephemeroptera, Baetidae. Bases 386 to 943 code for a protein of 185 amino acids. The transcript is spliced from 2 exons. The record is from RefSeq and is a predicted model, not a curated record.